CUUCUACUGAUUUGCAACCCACAGGUUAAGAACAGUUAGUUUAAACAAUAAAUCUAACAGGACACACCUAGGUAACAAGAAACACCUGUCAAUCAUGUUCCAAUAUUUUUGCUCACCUACAAAUUGCGUGUUCUGGUAAAUGUGUGCUAUGUUCUAUGUCUUUUGACAUAUCUACAUAUAAAUACCAGAAAAUUAAAGCUGAAAUUCUACACUCUAUUUUCAUGUUCAUCUUUUCAUCUCAAACACAAAUGUCUUCAGUCUACAAAAACAAAUAAUUGGCCUUGCCGUUCCAGUAGUUUCAGAAGGGACUGUAUACUAUCUAGGCACACACACCACACAUCCCAAUAUAUUCUGCAUAUUUUGUAUAUAUGCUGUAUUUGUAAAUAAUCUCUUUCCUGUCUCUUCUUCCCCCUUUUAUCUUCUGAUAUAUUUUAUGUUUGUAUUGCACAGCUGUAGUGUACCUGAGGCUCAUAAUAAGCAUUUCAAUGUACAAUUGUCACUGAUAAUUUGUGCACAUGACAAAUAAUCUUGAAACUCUGGAACUCAGUGACCUCCUGACUCUUUUUCUUUCCUCAAUACAUAGGGCUCUUUUUAAUGACAACACAGUGUUUUCAAUUGUUAUGGGCUGGUUGAUGCUGGUGUGUUGGUAUUUUGUUUGAAUGCAAUCCAGUUUUUUACAGUUGAAUUAAUGCUCUGCACUUACAUGAAUGGAAUGUCUCAAAAGGGGGUGUGACAUAUGAAAUUUCCCUGUGCGGUGUGAUUAUUUCAAACCAAAUUUGGUUAAAAUGUGUUACUGUCUUGUACACUUUGUCCUAUUUCUUAAAACCUGGUUUUGUGACACUCACUAUUUAUAUAUUCCCAUUUCAACAUAAACAGGCUAGUUAUUGGUUAUUUCGACCAUUAAAUAUUGCUACAAAAUCUGUAAUUGAUUGGGUAUUGAAGUAAUCCUUUUAACCACACAUUCAUAAUCAGAUUCUUGAUAAUUUAUUCAUUUGAACCUAUUUUUACAAAUAAAUAUACACUAUGCCAAUAUGUUAUCUCCAUCCAUCUUCUAUACCGCUUAUCCUUCCUUCAGGGUCACGGGGAAACCUGGAGCCUAUCCCAGGAAGCAUCGGGCACAAGGCAGGGUACACCCUGGACAGGGUGCCAAUCCAUCACAAGGCACAAUCACAGCCAAUAUUUUAUGUGUAAAAAUAAAAACAAUAGAGCACAAACACUUUUAUAUAGAGACCAAAUCAGUGGUCAUUUGAUUAGGCUGUUACACAUCAGAUGAGGCUUUAGCACUGCUUUAACACUGUUCAUGCUCCAGUAGAAAUGGAGCAGGUUCAGCACUCGCAGCAUCUGCAGACAGGGUCAGACAUCUUGUCCUAUAUCAAAAAAGACCCUCCGUUCUCUCCAUUUGCCAUGGUUCAGUCCCUCCCUUUUUCUGUAUUGGCAUGAGGAGAGAAAGGAAGUGAGACAGACAUAGGUGGGGGGUUGCAACUCUAAAAUGGUCACGUGGGAUCCUCCUCUAAGUACAUGAUUAUGUCAGAGGGACACCAUCAAUGCAUUCACAGCAGACUGGAGCAGCAGACCCCCUCCCACUCACAUGCAUGCGGGUGCAUUUUACCAUCACACAGAGCUAGCAGUGGAAUGGAAGACAGAGAAGACUCUUGCUCUAUUUUCACCAUUCGUUUGUAUAAUGUUUCUCCAUGGGGGCUUCAGGCAAGGCAAAGAGUGUGUCCUUUGUUGCUAUUUGCCUGUCUUUUAAUGUGAUGGACUAGCUAUUGCUCUCCUUGCAAGCCUCAGCUGGACUCCCCUCCAAUCCUUUGCAGGUACGUGUAAUGGAAAUUGAAGCCAUUGUUGGCCCAUUUCUCUUACAACUCCAUUUAAUCUUGCAGAAAAUCUCUGGCAUGGAAAUGCAGCGCUAAUAAAUCAUUGUGGGAGACAGAGCAACAAGAAAGCAGUUCAGCAGUCUGAGAAAAUGACAGAUAGACUCUGACAGAUGGGAGUACGGAUUUGCAUCAAGAAUGCAAUAUGGAAAACAAAGAAAUUUUUAGGGGGACAUCAGGGAAAUUCAUCUUUGAUUUUUGGAGGUUUUACAGGAAGCAAUGACACGUACAGAGGAUCACUGCACAGCACCAGCAUCUGUUAUCUGAAAGCACAAGCACUGGUCUGAGAAAGCAAAUUUCUACUGAGGUCUGAUGAAGUAUUGCUGUUAUUGAAAAGAUCUGGAGCAGUGUGUCCCAGAAAUCCUCAUCGGCAACAUGUCAUUCGUUCUCUAGCUCCGCCUGGGCUCCAAACAUACCCAUCUGCCCAACGUCUACCGUCAGAUAACCCUCAGGCUUCUCAUAACACAUGUUUAACCUCACUAAAUAGCACCACCAUACUUUCCAAAGCAGCACAUAUCUGUAACAUGCAGUGGCGACGGCGACACUGCUGUUCGAUCAAGAUGACAUGGAGUAUCAAGCGGUCACUCUUCCGUAUGCACAUGAUUGGCCUGCUUUUCCUGGCCUUACUGUUCACCAUCUUUCUCAGCUGCAAAGACUGGCUACCCAGUCAACCAGGACUACGAGAAAAUGCUGUGGCCUACACAAUGCAUGGCUUACAUCCAGUAAAGGAACAUGCUGAGGGCAACCAAAGCUCACUGCCAAGCCUCUGGAGGGAGUCACUUGUUCCUUCUAAGCCACCUAUGAACUUUAGUUCUCACCAAUCAGAGGUUGCAGUCCAAAGCAUCUCAGGAAUGGAAGCAUCUCUCAGCACUAACAAAACAAAUGGCAAUACCUUGCACAGAGAAAUGGGUGUGGGAGAGCAGCUGGCACCUAAUCCAUACCAGUAUUUGCUGAAUGAGCCCUACAAAUGUCAAGACAGCAGCCCCUUUCUCAUUCUGCUCAUUGCAGUAGAGCCAGAGGACGUGGAGGCCAGGAAUGCCAUCAGGCAAACAUGGGGAAACGAGAGCAUGUUCAUGGGCGUGGGCUUUGUGCGUCUCUUUCUCAUGGGUAGGAAAAGCAGUCCUGAUGGCCAACUUCAGAACAGCAUUGUAGAAGAAAGCUUCCAGCAUCAUGAUAUCAUACAACAAGACUUCAUGGACACCUACUACAAUCUUACCAUCAAGACACUGAUGGGCAUGAACUGGGUUGCCGAGUACUGUCCUCAUACCAGGUAUGUCAUGAAGACUGAUAGCGACAUGUUUGUCAAUACAGAGUAUUUAAUCCAAAAGCUGCUGAAGCCAGAGUUACCACCUCAGCACAACUACUUUACCGGCUACCUAAUGCGAGGUUACGCACCAAAUCGCAACAAAGACAGCAAGUGGUACAUGCCUCCAGAGCUCUAUUCCAGUGAGAGGUACCCUAUCUUCUGUUCUGGCACAGGGUAUGUGUUCUCUGGAGACAUGGCAGGCAAGAUAUACCAGGCAUCAUUAAGUAUACGUCGUCUGCAUCUUGAGGACGUCUAUGUUGGGAUCUGUUUAGCAAAACUGCAUAUUGAUCCUGUGCCACCACCAAAUGAGUUUCUCUUCAACCACUGGAGAGUUUCCUACUCAAGCUGCAAAUACAGUCACCUUAUCACUUCCCACCAAUUUCAGCCCAGUGAACUCAUCAAGUACUGGAACCACUUGCAGAGCAACAAGCACAAUGCUUGCAUCAACAUGGCAAAGGAGAAGAGUAGCAAAUUACAUCACAGGAGAAUGGAAUGGGAAAGGCUUCAGCGAUGACCACAAGCAUGACUCAGUGCAACAAUAUAUUUUAAAGCAUGUGUGAAACCAAUCAGUACACUAAUAUAAGAAAGAGCACAGUUUCUGUCAUAAUGUAAAGUCAAUUAAAACUAUUUUUUAAAUUUGAUAGAUGUUAUGUAUUGUAAAUCUAUGUAGCUAUUUUUAAAAAGGGGUGUGAGGUAAAUAUAUAGCAUGCACAAAAGUAUCAUAGGUGAGAUCACCUUUUCAGGUGCCAUGAAAAAUUACAAUGCAACAAUUUCUCUCCGAAUAUUUAUUAA
Ictalurus furcatus (blue catfish) is the source of this 3969-nucleotide messenger RNA. It is a transcript of the gene b3galt2, whose product is annotated as UDP-Gal:betaGlcNAc beta 1,3-galactosyltransferase, polypeptide 2. Gene Ontology annotation, molecular function: N-acetyl-beta-D-glucosaminide beta-(1,3)-galactosyltransferase activity. The transcript has 2 exons. The coding region runs from base 2396 to 3691 and encodes 431 amino acids. The record is from RefSeq and is a predicted model, not a curated record. Gene Ontology annotation, cellular component: membrane. Lineage: Eukaryota; Metazoa; Chordata; Actinopteri; Siluriformes; Ictaluridae.